Messenger RNA from Egretta garzetta (little egret), 9362 nucleotides. RefSeq names its product CCHC-type zinc finger nucleic acid binding protein (gene CNBP). Gene Ontology annotation, biological process: positive regulation of cytoplasmic translation. Gene Ontology annotation, molecular function: zinc ion binding; mRNA binding; single-stranded RNA binding. The record is from RefSeq and is a predicted model, not a curated record. The transcript has 5 exons. The coding region runs from base 4894 to 5412 and encodes 172 amino acids. Lineage: Eukaryota; Metazoa; Chordata; Aves; Pelecaniformes; Ardeidae. Gene Ontology annotation, cellular component: cytoplasm.
UUUAAGACUCAAACCACUUACUUUCAGAAUUGGGGUAUUGUUACCUGAUGGUUAGAAUACUUAAUUUUGUAUCUUUUCUAGUGAGGACAGAAGCUGGAGACGGGAGCAUCACUAACUCUGUAGCAGGUUUUCAGGUUACAGAUGUGGAAAUUCAGCCAGCUGAAUACUGAGUAGCUUUGGUGACAGUCACAUGCCCCAUGUUCAAGAGUUCUCAAAACAUGCUUCUUGGGAAAUAAAAACUACUCACCAGUAGCACUUCUCUUCAAAUGAGUAAUACUUUGACUUCUCGCUUGAAACUAAAUGCUGGUACUUCUGUUGCUAGUACUUUCUGCCUCUCCAUUUCUUUAUCUUCUAGGAAAGCAAAGCUUAGGGGUUUCACUAUGUCCAGGCUGGCUCUAGGCUGGCUUGUCAAAUUCAGGUGUGGUAUUGUAGGUUGGUUGCCAACAGCCUGGAUUGCUCAACGUUUGCCUCUUUGAUACAGCUGACUGGCCAAAGAGCUCUUAAGUAUGCUGGCUUUAGCAGUGGUUUUUAUCUAGUCUGUGCUUUGAUUGAAGGAGUGAAGUCCUGUUAAUAUCAAGUGGUAGACCAAAAGAAGCACCUGGUAAGUAUAAUGAAGAUAAUUGCCCCUGUUCUACUGAGCUGUUGGAUUCUAAGGAACUGCUAGUAUCCAGAAUUACUGUGAGUAAUCUUAGAGGUGAAGUUCAGCUUACUUUCUACUGUGAGGAGCCCAAGUUAGUUUUACUUUGUUUGGUAAAACAAACUUCUUCCUUGGAGGGCAUCUAGGCUAAAAGCUAUAAAAUAAGGAGCUUUACAAUGGAACUUGGUGGUAGUUCUUUCCAUCAUCAGAUCUAGAUGGGCUACCAAACCAGACUUGGAUAUUGUUGAAUCUUGUGUGUGAAGACUGGAGACUAGUAGCACUUCUCCCGUUUCAAAAGUUUUGAGUGUGUUUUAACUGUAAAGCCACAGAAAGACAUGGUGUUCCACUUUGAAGUUUGAGCCAAGAAACUUCAGAGAUUAUCAUAUCAAUAGAAGAAUUGCAAAGAAACAGAAGUUUGGUGCUGAAGUUGCACUUAAAAGCUUCAAACCUCACGUGGGAAACCACUGUGGUGGCACCUCUCCCUUGGAUCUUUGAGUUGUUCUCAGCCCAUGAUCUCUAGCAGUAGAGCGAUCAUCCAGAACAGAGUCUAAAAUUCAUUCAUAAUAAUGCUUUGCUGAGUAGCUGCAAGGUGAUUUAUUUCAGCUUCAAGACACAGUUAGGGAGCUCUCUAGAAGGAGUUCAGGUGAAUUAUUACCAUCUCUGUAGUAGAAAGGCAAAGUUUGAGGCAGCUAGACUUGUGUUUCUUCACAAGUUUGGGAAUCUAGUCUAUGAGGCAGUGGCUUAGUAGAUCUUGCAGAACUUGAGCUGGCUCAGAAAUGCUAGAUGAGGCCAUAGUUCUAAUUUGCUUUCCACUAUGACUUUUACUGUCCAUGUGAGGCAAAAACCUAGUUUGGGGAUGUAAGGGCGGGGGGGGGGAGAGCAAGCUGCUUUGUAUAACACAUUUGAGCUGCGGAAAACACUGGUAGAUGUGACUGAAUGAAAACAUUCCAACAAGUAGCUUCCUUGCAGAAGGCUUACUUAAAGUGGCCUUGGUAGAUAAAAGGAACUGCUGGAAACUUGCCUGUGAUGACAAAAUGGAGGAGUAUUGACUAACAGAAGAAUUUGAACUGGGGUGGUUUUUACUUUUUUUUUUUUUUCUUUUCCUCUCUUGGAAGUAACUGAAAAAUGUAAUGGUGUUCAAACUGCUGGGAGGCUGUCCAUUUAAGGACUUGUCUUCUGAACCAGCCUUUUCUGGUUAUUGCUUUGUAAAGGUGGCUGUUGGCUUUAUCUGAAAACUAAAUUCUUACACUGUUUUUUAAAACAGUUUACGCCAGUGGGGAAUUUUGUCCUGUGAAAUGCUUCUUAGAAUGUGGGGCAAGUAAAACUAGUGUCAGCUGCAUCUACCUCUAGCUGGUGAAAUCGUAUUCCAUUUCAGAUCCUUUACAGGAAGAAUGCAGAAGUUAAACAUUAAAAUACUGGUGAAGAGAAAUUCCAGCAAACUGUUUGGUACUUUUGUAUACUUAAGGUAUCUGAAGAUGGAGCAGCGUGCUUUGUAAUCAUACUUCUAUGGCAGCUGUAACCUUCCAAUAUUUCUUGAGUUCAGGGGGAAAAGGGGUCUCUGAAGAUAAAGGUUUUUAAUUUCUCAAAUAGUCUUGAAGGAUAGUUGUGCGGAGACUGUUGUUUCACUUUAGAUUUCUUACCCAGUUUGCAUAAUCUUUCUUUGCCAAUUUGCUAUAUACUAGAGGAAAAGAAACUUCAGGUUUUACUCUUUGAAGGAGCAGUUAAAAAGGAAGCAACUUUGACUUAGCUGUAAAACUUCUCUUUCCAGAUUGCUUUGGGGCAGUGAGUAGCCAGCUUUUGUCCAUCAUGCAGGCCCUGAGUGGCAGGUUGGCAAAGUAAGAUACAUGCUGACGGGUUAAUCUUAGUAGAAAAGCUUUUCCACUGUGUUAUCUAAAGCAGGUCUAGCUAACCUACUAAACAAUUGUCUUUUACCAUAUGUUAACCUAACUGGUUAUGUUAGGUUCUUCGUGUGGGUAACUGCCGGCAGUAUUCAAUCCUGUCACUGCAUGUGGUAGUCUCGAGUUCAUGGUUUGGAAUGAAAGUCUGGUAGUUGUUAGUAUCUGUAAAGACGUACUGCAAUUCUGUUACAGCUGUUGGCCUGCUAUCCUGCUCUUUUUAACAGCUCUUAUGUUCUAUAAUGUUGUAAUGUGAAGACUUUUUUUAAGAGUAGCACGUUGAGUGAAGAAUAUAUCUUGGUGUAUAACUGGGAGACCCCAUCUUGUCCCUCUUGAAAUUAAAAGCAGUGUCAACUAUUGUGCCUGAGCCCAAGCUCCCGCAGUUGGCUUUGCUUGUGUUUUUCCUGUUCUGCAAUGUCAACAUGGUUGCUAUGAAAACAGGCAUAAACAAUAGCACACUGAGUGCCAGCUGCUGCCACUAUAGUAGAUGGGACUUCAUCCUCAGGUGUGCUAAUAAGAUAGUUAAAGAUCUUCAGUGCUGCGAUGAAUCGGAGAAGGCUGGGUUACACGUAAAAUCCAAGUAUCUCAAGUGCACAGACAACCAGUUGUUUUAUUUUUGUUAACAUCUGUUUAAGAUAUUCUUGCAUCCUUUCAUUGCAGAACUUCAUUUUAAGAGCAAAUACCAUCAUCUGGGCCAGCUGGAAGGUAGAUGUGGGAUUACAGAAGUGGCAUACUAAAGCUUGUGUCUCUUGUACUUUGAAUCCUCAGGCUUCUGCUGUGGUUGGGAAGAUGGGUGGUCACUUAAAUGCUGAAAAUUAUUGGAGAGAGGAACUGUUUUGAGAGAGGAGUGGCUGAAAAGACAGUAAAUUUGUUCAACAUUGGAGUACUUUAAAAACAACUCCAAACAAAAAUUCGUGUUUAGAUAUAUGCUCUCUGCUUAAGAGCUAAAUGUCAGGGUGCUAAUUCUGGUUCCUUCUUGAGGUCAUGUGUUGUUCUUACUGCUUCUGUAGUGGCUUUCUCCAAGAUACAACUCGUGAACCUUCCUGGUAAUCUGGAAUGCUGGAUGGUUUGGUGGGGAGGGAAGCAGUUUGUAACAUGAAGAAAUUGUAGGGUUACAGGAGGGUUAUCUUGAAGGGGGGGGGUCAGGUAAAAUGACGAAACAUACCAGAUAAUGGUACUUCUGUUGGAUUAAGAAUAAUGAAUUGAGAGAGAGCAUGUGAAUUAUUUGAGCUUAAGGAGACUUCAUCAAAACAAAGCUUGUUGUGUAUUUUUAAAUACUGUACUUAAAACUUUUCUUCAAGCACACUUUAAAAAAAGACUCCCAAUUUAAAUGUUGAACUUCCUUGUUCUCUUAUACCUAGUUCUGGAAGUCCUCCAUAACUAUUCUACAGCUUAGGGGAGUUAUGGUACUGUGACCGCAGUCUAUAACCUACCCCAGCUGAACCACUGAGUCAGUGCCUGUGGCAGACUGACUUUCCUGCUCGAUGCAAUGUUCCCCAAUACGGGCAAAAGAAGUGGUUUAUAGUGUCUCUGACAGGCGUGCCUCUCUGUUUCCCUAGCAUUCUAAAGAUGUUUUCCAAGUUACUCUUCUAGAUAUCUGGCAAGUGUCUGCUGUCUUUUAGGGAAGCCAAAUGUCUUAAACAUUUCCCUUCACGUAAGCCUGGGCGUGAAUGAGCUAUAGGGUAAUAUAUUGAAGUUGUAAUUCUUGUUUCUCAGAGUUUAACUGCUGCUUAGGUCAUAAAAGAACUUAAGUCUUCAAAUGUUAAGCUAAUAUGCUCUUUGAGGCUUUAGGUUUAAUACAGCCUAUUUGUACAAUCAGCUUCCAGAAUGAAGCUUGAUUAGUCAAUGAAUGUAGUAGCUGCCAGCCAGACUUCUCAAGAGAAAGUAAAACAACUACCAGGAAGAAAUAAUUUGUAGAGACAGGUAGCUGGCUUUUGAGUUUAACUCUGAGGAAUAAGAAAGAAGGUGCUUUAUUGAAAGGGAGAACAACAGUAGGGCUGGUAAGAUAAUAGUUAAAGGGGUGUACUACUUUUUUCCCCACUCCAAAGCAUUUUGUAAAUUUUUGAAGCAAAGACUGGCUUCAAAAACUAAUUAGAGGAAAAGAUACAUAGUACGCUAUUUCUUUGGCUGUUCAAAGCUGCCUUACUCCAAGCAAAGCAGAGCCAAACUUUUAAUUCGUACAGUCAUUGUAACAGUCACAAUCAGAUGUUGUACAAAAAAGUACUGAGUUAGCCAGGAGUCCUGCUUGGUUUUCAUUGCCUUUUCCAGGAGGGUGGGAAAUCGCUAAAUCUCUUAUUUUAAGGUAGCCUUUGCUUUGUCUUCUAACAAUGUCUUUCUUCCUCAGGCGGGUAAUCUGCAGCCAUGAGCAGCAACGAAUGCUUCAAGUGUGGACGUACUGGCCACUGGGCUCGGGAGUGCCCUACUGGCAUUGGCCGUGGUCGUGGGAUGAGAAGCCGUGGCAGAGCAGGCUUCCAGUUCAUGUCUUCAUCUCUCCCGGACAUCUGUUACCGCUGUGGUGAGUCUGGCCAUCUUGCCAAGGACUGUGAUCUUCAGGAGGAUGAAGCCUGCUAUAACUGCGGUAGAGGUGGCCAUAUUGCGAAGGACUGCAAGGAGCCGAAGAGGGAGAGAGAGCAGUGCUGCUACAACUGCGGCAAACCCGGCCAUCUGGCUCGUGACUGUGACCAUGCAGAUGAGCAGAAGUGCUAUUCUUGUGGAGAGUUUGGACACAUUCAAAAAGACUGCACCAAAGUGAAAUGCUAUAGGUGUGGUGAAACUGGCCACGUAGCCAUCAACUGCAGCAAGACCAGUGAAGUCAACUGCUAUCGCUGCGGCGAGUCAGGGCACCUUGCACGGGAAUGCACAAUUGAAGCUACAGCCUAAUUAUUUUCCUUUUGUCGCCCCUCCUUUUUCUGAUUGAUGGUUGUAUUAUUUUUCUCUGAAUCCUCUUCACUGGCCAAAGGUUGGCAGACAGAGGCUACUCCCAGGCCAGUGAGCUUUACUUGCCGUGUAAAAGGAGGAAAGGGGUGGAAAAAUCAACUUUCUGCAUUUAACUACAAAAAUGUUUAUGUUUAGUUUGGUAGAGGUGUUAUGUAUAAUGCUUUGUUAAAGAACCCCCUUUCCGUGCCACUGGUGAAUAGGGAUUGAUGAGUGGGAAGAGUUGAGUCAGACCAGCAAACCCUCUCUGGGUUACAUGGAAGUGAUCCUAUGCAGGAGGAAAGAAAUUCUGGAAGUGUCUAAACUUCCUCAUAACUUUAAUUUUAUUGCAAUGGCCUUGGAUUGUCUGACCUCAGUAGCUGUUAACACCAAGUAAUAUCUGUAUCAGGCCCUACCUAGAGCAUAUAGCUGAGUGGGAGUAAACAAACAAGAUGCACAUGCCUGUUAAUGGCCAUGAGAGAGAGAGAGAGAAAUCAGGAAUAAACUUUAAAGUAACAGUAAUUCAGUCAAUGGAUGUUCACGUUGGAGAUACAGAACGUAAUGGGAAGCUUUUGAAUAAAUAACUUCAAAGUAAAUCUGAAACCCCGACAUCAGUGCUCAUAGCAUAUACAAUUUGGAGCUAUUCAGGAGUUGCAAAUAAAUGCAUUUUCACAGAAAUCAAGAUGUUAUUUUUGUAUACUAUAUCACUUAAAUGACUGAGUUUCAUUUGCUUGUAAUCAGUUUUUAAAGUAAGAUGGUAAAAGCAAUUGAAGUCCUAGAACAUAGAAAAUGUAAUUUUAAACUAUCAAUAAAGCUGGAGGAGGAAGGGGAGUUUGGCUAAAGUUCCUUUUGUUUAUUUUUGGUUUUCAUGUACACAGUGCAAAAUAACAUAUUAAAAAGGGGUAUGUGGAGGUGUAAAAAGUUUAGUUUGGACUUUUCUUUGUACUGUCUUCUGUUAAGUUUCCAUCCGGUAGCAUCAAACUAAAUGUGAAUCAUGCAGUCCUCCUUCCGCACUGCUGCCUAUCUGCCUAUGUCUAUGUGGAUAGAUUUGCGCAGUCUCAGUGUGGGCUUGUUCUAUAUGUGCUGAUGGAGUGAAAGCCUUUCUUUAAAAGUCGUUGAAGAAGGCACAGAAGUUGUUGAAGGUACAGUGGCCUGUUAGCAGUAUUUCAGCCUUCGCAGCUGUCAUUAUGCAAAGAACACCCUCCAGUGUUACAGGCGCUUCCCAUUCCUGCAUGAUGUUCCACCAUGUUACUUGACUAAGGGUUAGUGAACAGUUAGAAAGUUGCACAGAUAAAAAGGGAGCUGCUGCAGUAUGUAUCUCGAGCACAUCCGCUUGCUAAGAGAAUAAAGUCUACCUGAUGUGUCUGAAAAUCAAGGGCUGGAGCUUGUGUCUGAUGUGCCAUCUACAGUGAAGCACUUGUCUGGUGUGCAGGGCAACCCUGAGCAGCCUCAGCGGGAGAGCCUGUGAGCUGCUGCCUAGCUGUGUUGCAGUCAGAGGUAGCGUACCGUAGGCAGCUGUGUUUGCAUCUUCACAUGCAAAUAAGAGCCUUCCCUUUCAAGUCCCAAAGUGUUUUUCAUAGGCUGUGUAUGCCAUAGCAGUGAAAAAAAACACCUGUGAUCUUGGGAUGAUUGUGUCGGAUCUCUCUCUAGAGAGACAAGUACCAGACCGACCAUCUACAGCCAUGCUGGAGUAAAACUAAAUGGGCACUGUUACUUGUCUUCUGGAUUGGUGUUACAAUUAACCAGUUCAGUACGAUGUUGAUGUUUUCAGUUCUUUAGGAAGCAAGGCUGUUAAAUGUGACCCAGUCAUGCAGGUUGUGCUCUUUAAGAAGCAACUUAAGCCUGAGGCUUUUGUCAGGUGAUAGCAUGUAGAUGCAGCUUGGAGAAGAGCAGUAAGAAUUCCUCAGCUGGUGAUGGAGGAUCCCCACGAGGAGGUGUUACCUGGUGGUGUUUGAAAAUGUAAAAGCAGGCAUGUUAGCUGAUAAUCUUUGAGUUGUUGCAGGAAAUCUGCUGUCUAAUAUGUGUCUCCAAGAACACUGUGAUAGUCGUAGCUGCUGUGUCACGUCAGGUGAACUCUGAUCAGAUUGUUGCUGUUUUGCAGUGGGCUGCCAUAGCAAUUUGGAGUUCCUUAACACUUAAUGAAAUAAAGAUUUAUAAAGAACUAAAGCUUUCAGCCUGGGUUUGAUGUUCAAAGCCAUAGUUAAGGGAGAAGAUGGUUCUUGGUGAGGCUACUGAGUAUGAGGUGGCUAGAGCCCGGACCACUUAGCUGGCAGCAGCCAACCUGAGUAGGCUUUUGAUGGCUGUGCUGGUACUUCUGCAGAGACAGAAGGAAACAGGCUGCGGGAAGAAAGGUCUUUAUUUGAAGCACUUGAAGAGGGAAUCUUCUUGUACUGCUUUGCCUAAGCAGAAUGAGAAACCCCAAGUGUUUGCUUUUGCCUGUAGAAGGCAGGUUCUACAGAGUGUAACACCAAAAUGAGGUGGCGACUGCUACUGCAGCUGGUCGUGAUUCUGUGGCCAGAUGCCUCUGUCCAGCCCAUCUGCUGGAGAGCAAAGCCUUUUGGCUCCUGUGGAGCUCAGGGGUGGGGAAGAGGCUCUUGCCUGAGUUGCGUGGGGGUUUUGAGUGAUGCCUCUCUGUGUGGGUGGUGGGGUUUUUUUCCCUUUUUUUAAAUGGCUGCUGUUGGAGGAUGAAGGUACUCUUGAACAUGGUUGCCAAAACCCUUGUAAAAUCCAUGAGUGAGUUGAGUGGGUUCUCAGGGUAGUGCGGACAGCCUCAUCGUAGCAUGUUCUUGCUCGGCCUCGUGGCAGGUUGGCAUGGAUUAACUGAAUCUUUACAUACAAUGAUCUUAGUUAAAUGGUAAUAGAGCUUGAAGCUCUGUGAUUACAAAGACCUGAAAGUCUCUGGGGCUUAACCUGGAGCUAAAAAAAAAUGCUGUGUCAGAAACCUGCAGUGCUGGUGAUGUCUGCAUGACUUUGCCAUUCCUGUAGAACUUGGUGAUAGAACUUGGUGAUAAAACUUGGUUAUGAAGAUACUGGAGCUCCUGCUGCUUAGUACUCUGGUGCUUAACCGCUUUACUAUCGCUGAAUAGUUCUUGUGUGUCUGAAAAGUGGUAUUGUUCUCUGAUAAUGGUUUGGGGUUUGUUUUUUUUUUUAACAAAACAGGAUUUGAAAGCUGAGUAAUGCAAACCAGGAUGUAACUUCAAAAAGGGAAAAAAUUAUUCCCACUGAGGUACCCCUUCGUAGCCAUCUGUCUGUAGAGAUCACUUUAGAGUAUCGAUGCUGCUACUUCCAGGCAUCAGUUGUUCCAGAGUUAAUGAGAGGAAUGAGCAAUUACUGAUGGCAGAAAUUGUGGGGACUUGAAAAAAUCAAACCUAGUAUUUCAUUUGUUCCAUGUUAAUCCUUUCCACUAACAUGGAAGCAUCUCCUCACUUGUUUUGAAGACCAGUCCCCUGACAAGCUGCAGUGUAGUGGUGGUCAUGGAUCUGGUGGAUUAUCUGGAUCAGGAAAGCAAGGAGAUAAAUGGUGCUGCAGUACCACUAAAGGGGGUCAACGUUGGAGGUCUUUAUCAGUAAUGCCUGGAUGUCCCUUCAAGUCCGGGGGGAGCAGAGAUGCUGGAAGGGAGUGCUGUGCAGAGACUCUCGGCGUUGGGAGAAAUACUUCACAGGCGGGAAAGCAGUUGCUGUUUUAUUCAAGACCAACAAAAACUGUUGGGCAAUACAAAAUUCUGUAGCUGGGAAUUUAAAACCCUGCGCAUCACGGACUUGGAUUAGGAGUCUGGCAAAGGCUGUGAGGUGGCGAGCUACCUCCGGGGCUGCGUCAGCGCAGACGUCGUUCUGACGGAGAUCUGAAGCAGGGGGAGCCUCGUGCUGCUUCCUCUAAGCCACGUACUCCCUAUAAAUGCGUUCACGCCGGCGGGAGAG